UAAGAUUCUUGUCCAGUAGUUCUCAUCUUGAAGUAAACAGCAGACCAUCGCUAGACCAAAAAGUUCUGUUUUACUGGAAGAAACGAAUACUUAUAAUGAUUUUAUUCAUUACGUUUCUAUGUUUUCUCGCCAGUUCUUGUAUCGCCAGGCCUAAUAUCGAAACUGUGCCACAGAAUGUGGUGACCGUCCCGCCAAACUGUCCUGAAGGACAACAGUGGGUUAAUGGGCAAUGUCGAGAUGUCUGGAGAGUUACAGCUGCACCUUCGAACCUGAUCACGGUGCCAGCGAACUGCCCUCCUGGACAAUCAUUAGUCAAUGGCCAAUGUCGUGAUGUUUGGAUCAAAACACUGUUAGGCAGCUAUUACAGGGAUUACGCACCGCAAAAUGUGGUGACUGUGCCACCAAACUGCCGUCCCGGCCAGCAGUGGAUUAAUGGUUCCUGUCGCGACGUUUGGAGAAGUGGAACAGACAAUAAAAACGUAAUCACGGUUCCUACUAAUUGCCCUUCUGGACAAGAAUUCAUCAAUGGGCAAUGCCGUGACGUGUGGAGAAGUUUGCUGAAUUUGAACAAUAUUGGAGAUCAACUACAGGUUGAAGAAGUUGAAGGCCUAAAUUCUGUGAACAGAAACGUCAUUACCGUACCAAACCAGUGCCCCAGUGGCUACAGACCUGACGCUCUUGGAAAUUGUCGCCCAAUUUUAAUUAUGGAUUAAAUUUAAAAAUAUUUUUUAAAUAACCUGCCUAUACUUAUAUAUAUGAAAUUACCAAAUAAACCC
This is a messenger RNA of Spodoptera exigua (beet armyworm), 776 nucleotides long. The record is from the annotation of a GenBank genome assembly. NCBI's taxonomy places the organism in Eukaryota, Metazoa, Arthropoda, Insecta, Lepidoptera, Noctuidae.